Pleuronectes platessa (European plaice) is the source of this 7558-nucleotide messenger RNA. RefSeq names its product FYVE and coiled-coil domain-containing protein 1. Gene Ontology annotation, cellular component: late endosome; autophagosome; lysosome. The transcript has 17 exons. The record is from RefSeq and is a predicted model, not a curated record. Lineage: Eukaryota; Metazoa; Chordata; Actinopteri; Pleuronectiformes; Pleuronectidae. The coding region runs from base 714 to 5141 and encodes 1475 amino acids. Gene Ontology annotation, molecular function: metal ion binding. Gene Ontology annotation, biological process: plus-end-directed vesicle transport along microtubule; positive regulation of autophagosome maturation.
GUUUAAGCCUCCAACCUGGAUCCUGAACCGCUGACAAGCGAACAAGUACGUUUCUUUAUCGACUCUUUAUUCAACAUUCAGGUGUUUUCACUGCGACUUGACCUCCGGACCGCGACGUCCCGGGAGGGAGAAGCCACGGGGGGUGAAGAGCCGAGGAGGGGCAGGAGGAGCUGGGAGCAGGUGCAGCUCCUCCUGGUUUCCAUGAAUCCCAGUGUUUACGUCGCGUCAGGAGGGAUUCGACCCAGAUCGGAAACGUCUCCGCUGUGAUGCUGUGGUUGGUUGUGGGUGCAGAUAGGAGCGGGUUGUGUCACUGAGCCCUGAUAAGGACGCUGCUGUGAACCUGGCUCCUGGCUGAGGUCUCUUCAGUCCUCUAAACACAUUCAGGCUCCACACACUUAGCUUCACACUAACAGGACUCAUCAGCCUUGUGUGUCACUCACUAGUGUCUUGUUUAAGUCAGAUCAGUAGUAUUUUAAAUGUUUACCUCCCUGUGGUUUCAGCUCUGUCCCACUUUUACACUCACAUGCUGUCAGGUAUCAUUGUUUCAGCUUCUUUUUUUUGUAAUAAUAUGUUCUUGACAUUUCAGGGACAAUGUUUACAUCAUGAGAUCAUUUCAGAAACGUGCACAAAUUAAAUUCAAAUGUCUCUUGUUUUAAUCCCACGUGCAGAAGUCCCUGACAUCCACCCCCCCCCCUCCCCAAACCCACCCAACAAUGGCCUCAUCGGUGGGAGAUAAUCAACUGCAGAGGAUAAUCAGAGAUCUGGAUGAUGCUGUGUUGGAGCUGAGUAAAGAACACAGGGAGUGUGGUGAACCUAUCACUGAUGACAGCUCCAACCUGCACAAGUUCUUCUAUAAACUUGAAUACCUGCUACAGUUCGACCAGAAAGAGAAGACAACGUUUCUCGGCCAGAGGAAAGACUACUGGGAUUACUUCUGCGACUGCCUGAUUAAGAUCAAGGGAGCUAAUGAUGGCAUCCGUUUUGUUAAGUCCAUCCCUGAGUUGAAGACGCCACUGGGGAAAGGACGGGCCUUCAUCCGCUACUCGCUCGUUCACCAGCGUCUUGCCGACACGCUGCAGCAGUGUCUUAUAAACCAGAAAGUCACAAGUGACUGGUAUUAUGCCCGGAGUCCAUUCCUUAAGUGUCACCUCACCUCUGACAUAAUCAACCAUCUUUAUGAGCUCAACCAGAUCCAAUUUGACGUGGCGGCCAGAGGUUAUGACCUCGAUGCGGAUUGGCCAUCCUUUGCAAGGCGAACACUGAGCACAGCCUCACCAGCUUUCCUGUGGAAGCCUCCGAGUCGCUGCUCCAGCAUCAACAGUUUGGUUAGCAGCUAUUCACACUCACAGGCACAGGAGUUUCUUCCAAUCCCAGACUUCAGUCACAGUCUCCUUGGGGAACUGGGGGAACUGGGGGAACCCUCUCCUUGCAGUAUCGCAGAGAAUCUCCGCAUUGAGCUCGACCAGUCCGAGCUCAGACAGCAGGAGCUUCUGGUGCAGGUUCAGGAGUUAAGCAACGAAGCUGCAGAGCUGAAAGGUGUCGUUAAAGACCUGCAAGGAGAGCUGGCAGCUCAGAAGUCAACUGCACACUAUGCAGCAGCUGAAGCCGGUGAUGGGGAGAAAACAAAUCACCUUCACACUCAUAGGGAAGCAAUAAAAAGUGACAUUCAAGACAGAAUCACAUCUGCAGAGAACAGAAAUAUGGAGCUUCUCUCUAAGUUGGACGAAGCACUGAAAGAAAAAGGCCAACAAACAGCAAGCUACUGUGACUCCGCCUGGAAAAUUCAGGAUCUUCUGGAUAAACUUAAGACGGCAGAGGAGGAGAGACUGGUAGCAAAGAGAGAGUCUGAAGACCGGGCCAGAAUCUCUGAGCGUCUAGCACAGGAACUCAAACUCAGGGAACAGGAGUUGAGAGACAGUGAGGAGAAGCUAGCUGAAGUGAAAGCUGGGGCCCAUGACGAACAGGAGGAGGCGCUGGGACGGCUGGAGGAGCUCCAAGGGGUCGUCGGUCGAAUUCAAGGGGCGCUGAGUUUGAAAGAGAAGGAGACGGGGAACCUGAGAGCCCAGCUUCAGGGUCUACAAGCAUCACUGGAGUGCAGGGAGCGGCAAGCAGAGGACCUGAGGAAAAGGCUGUGGGAGGAGAGGGUGGAGGUAGAGCAGAUAUGUAGCAGGGGUGGCGGCCAGAAUGAGGAGCUCGAGAGCCUAAUGCCCGAUUUAAGAAAAGCCCUAAAAAAACGAGAGAAAGAGCUUGCUGUUAGUUCAGAGAGAAUAAAACACUUAGAGGAGCAGGUGGAGAAGUUAAACAUUGAAAAGGAAAGUCUGAGCUCAAGACUCACUGAUGAUGAAGUGACUUCCUGUGAUCAAGCCGAGAAUGUUGAGGACUUCAGAACACAGUGCAGCAACCUCAUGGAAAGAAACACAAGGCUCCUGCAAACAGUGAAGAAGAGUGAGGAUAAUGUCACAGAGCUAACAGAGAGCAGGGCAGCCUUGUUGGAUCAGCUCGCCACUUUGAGGGCAUCGGAGAAGCACUUAAAAAGUAGAGUAGAGGCUACAAAUGUGUGUGUGGAGGCCCGGGAGAAGAAGCUCCUAGAUGAAAACCUGCAUUUGGAAGAGAUUGUACAAAAUGCACUUGUCCAGAAGGAGGUGUCAGAUGCUCAGUUGAAGAAGCUUGGGGAGGAGAACAGAGACCUUCUCGAGGUUCAAUCCUUGUUGAGGAAGCGGUUGGCGAGAACACAGCAGGAGUUGGACUCUCUCGCCACCGAAGUUGCCAAGUUGGACAAGAACCUCACAGUGUCGCAAAGAAGCCAAGCGGAGUUACUGGAAAAACUAGAGGAGACCGAGGCAAAGUUCAGAGACAAGACUGUUAAAUGUGGACUUCUUCAGGCUCGAGCAGUGGAGCUGGAGAGCAAGAGCGGAGAGCUGCACGAUGAAAAGGGAGCUGCGGAGAGUAAUGAGAAAAGGCAGAAGCUUGAUAAUCAGCAUCCGAGUUCCUCCAUGGAAACCAAAGAGGGUUCAUUCAGGCUGGUGAUAGCUGAGGCUCAACUGGAGCUCAACCUAAGGGAGGUGCACCGGCUCCGGGAAGAGGUGGUGGAGCUCAGGGCUCAGCUGCUGGCCGGGACUGAGGAGAGAGUGAAAGUUCAGGCCCUCCAGGAGGUGACGGAGUCCUCCAGGGAAGACCUCCGAGCUUUAGCAGAACAACUCAAGGCCCAGGUGGAGGAGCUGAACCGCAAGCACGUGGACGAGAUUCUCCAGUCCCGAGAGCGAGAAGAAUCUCUCGUCCGUGAGCGGGACGGUGAGGCCCAGGCUCGAGCAGGUCUGGCUGCAGAAGUGACCUCCUGCAGAGAGGAGCUGAGCAAACUGAAGAAGCGCUACGAAUCCUUGUGUUUGGAGAACAGUGAUUCCAGGGAGGCGCUGCAUAGAGCCAACACAGAGACAGCUGAGCUCGGCGUGCAUGUUUGUAUGCUCACCGCUGACAAUGAGGAGGCCCGUCUGCGCUUUGAGGGCCUGUCGACAAGGCUGCAGGAGCUGGAGGACGAGGCGUCUCAGGAAGCCAAGAGGCGGAAGAGCUGCAUGGAGGAAUUACGGCAAGAGAACCAGAAACUCCUCAAUCAGCUCCAUAAUGAGGAGGGUCUGUUGGCAACCAAGCAGAAGCUUCAGAAGCUGAGCGACGCCCAGCAGGAGGCCGAAUCUCUGCAGGACACGAACCAGGAGCAGAUCCAGGCCCUCCGCUUCCAGCUCAGCAGCCAGACCAUGAGCCACGACAGCCGGCUCCAGAGUGUGAAGCAAGAGCUACAGGAAGUGAAAUUACAUCUGACGACGGAGCAGGAGAAUGUGGUCGAUCUGGAGAACAAACUCAAAGGGCUAAUGGCUGAGAAUCAGAGAUAUUGCCAACAGAUUGAGGAGAAAAACAUCCAGAUGGCCGAGUCUGAAAAUCUCAUGCAGCAGAAAGAAGACGAGAUAAUCCAUCUGAAAGGGAAUUUAUCAAGGUCUGAGUCUGGUCUCGAAGCCGCUCAGCGGACAUGUCAGGAGAUGAGUGAAAAUCUACGGAAAGUCACGAAGGACAAACAGAGCUUUGAUCUGAAGACAGCUGCUGAACUCGAUGACCUCUACCGCACCAAAAUCAAUCUGGAGGAAAGACUCAUAGAACUCAUCAGGGAGAAAGAUGCACUUUGGCAGAAAUCCGACGCCUUGGAGUUUGAGCAGAAGCUGCGGGACGAGGAGACGGAGAGGGACGUGAACUACUGUCUGGGCUGUCACAGUCAGUUCAGCUGGUGGCUGCGCAAGUACAACUGCAGACUGUGUGGGCGUCCCUUCUGCUACUACUGCUGCAGCAACACGGUGAGCACCCAACAGGGCGGCACCAGAGAACGCUGCUGCACGGACUGUUACAACCAGCACAGUGCAGUGGUGGAGCGCCACCCGCAGGAGGAAGUGAUGCACAGCACACCGGGGACUCCUUUCAGCCGCUUGCUGCAGGCGGGGAGAGCUGUGACUGCUGGGCCAGGACCGGAUGAAAAUGAGAAACAGGAUGAUGGUGUUUUUGACAUCAUCACAGACGAAGAAGUGAGCGUCGUCAGUGACUCACUCUCCUUUGCCACCGCUUGCUCUUCUGAGCAAGGACAGCAGGGGGCAGCACAGCUAAGCAGCAGUGCCAGUGCAGGAGACAUCACAUCCGAGGACACUGAGGACCUCGGGGCUUCGGUGCAAGAUGCAGAGAUCUGCCUGCUGAAGUCUGGAGAACUCACACUCUCCGUCCACUUCUCGAUCGAUGACAUCUCCGGGUUCGGGGACAGCUCCCAAGAGCUCUUCAUCAAAUCCAGCUGUUACAGCACCAUCCCCAUCACCAUGAGCAGCCCUGGUCCCACUGUGUCCUGGACCUUCACCUCUGAGCCCAAGAGCAUCUCCUUCAGUGUGGUGUACAGGGAGAGCGCAGAGACGCCGCUGGAGCAGGCCAAGGUUUUGAUCCCACUGACUCGCUGUAACUCCCACAAAGAGACGAUCCAGGGGGAACUGAAAGUCAGGAACCCCGGAGAAUACACACUCAUCUUUGACAACUCCUUCUCCAGGUUCAUCUCAAAGAAAGUGCUGUAUCACCUGAGUCUGGACAGGCCGGUGGUCUACGAUGGCACUGACCUCCUCUGAGCGGGACGGGAGGCACCGUGAGCAGCUGUGAGACUGACUCUCCAAACGUCCACUCUGGGUCGGACUCCACUGACGUUCAUCAGCCUCACGGGAAGGUUCUGGCUUCCUUUCUUUUUUUGAAACGUCUCUCUCAGUGUGCGGCUUGCUGAUGAUUUCUGAUCAUAAGAAAGCUGAACAAAGGCAAAAAUCUGUGGAGUAAAACAAUGUUGUUCUAGUGAGUGUGAGCAUGCACUGCCUUUUAUAAAAGCUGGUUUAAAUGUAGCAUUAAAGACCCUAAAAGUCACUCAAUAAAUAACGGUUUGUGGCAUAUUUGAGUGUGAAGAACUUAACUUAUGUGGCAGGUUUGUGAGAUUCAGGUCAUGUGGCGACUUUAUGACAAAGUAAAGCUGCAGUUUGCUUCAUCCUGAGGUCGACUUGUUUGAUUAAAUACGUUUUGUUCCCUUUAUUUGCCUCUCGUGAAGACUAGUGUUGAAUAGUAAAACAUACUGUAACCACAGGAUUAAUGUGCACAGUGAGAAAUGUUCCACUAGAAGUGGGUGAAAUGGUUAAAGUCCUCUAUUAAGGUAUUUAUAAUGUUAUGUUAGUAUAUCAGCAUUUAUUCUUAUUUAACACUUUUAUGGAAAAUCAAUAGAGAAACUCUUUAUAGAUAAGAUGAAGCAGAGAAGAAUCUACUUAUACUUUAUUAUAAUUAUGCUGAAAUAUAAUAUACAGUCUCAGUGCUGCUCAGUGAUUUGCACAGUGGUCUGACUCUCAGAGAUGCUGAACAGAGAGUUAUGAGCCAUAGUAUAAACAUGUGAUGUCCAUAUGACAUGAAGGCAAACAGAGUUGAUUUGUGUGUGUGUGUGUUUGCAUGCAGGUGUGUGUGUGUGCAGGUGUGUUGUGGAUAGUAAAGUUGAGUUUCAGGUUUACUGUGUUGUCAAUAGAGCCCGACUGAUACGGAUUCGAUGAGCCCCAUAUUGGCAAAUACAAAAUUUCAGAAGGCGAUAGAUUAUAAAAACACAAAUACAACCAAUUAUGGGAACUUAAAUUGGAAACUUAUUUUUUAAUCCAAAAUAUCGAGAAAAUUUACAUCUCUUCUGAAUUAUUUAUUCUGUAAAAUAAAAGUUUGGACAUGUCCUGAAAAAGGCUCAUAUCAGACGAUCUCUAUUGGCCAAUAGAUAAAUUUGUCCGGCUCUAGUUGACAACGUGAGAUUAAAUCCCAAGAUUCUGUUGAGUAGUUUGUUUUAAUUACUCAAAUCAAUGUAGAAGAAAAUCCAUAGAACCCUGAUUUAGCUUAACCCACACGGUUUUACUUUCUUAAAUGUUAACAAACUAUUUUAAUUAACUGGUUAUUGGAGAAACACAUCACAUUAUGCACUGUUGUCUGACUGUUGCCUUUUCAGCUGUGAGUUUUUGGUUGUUUAUGCAAUGAUGAUAAAGAAGAAGUAGAAGAAGCAGGAUCCUGCAAAAGUUGCAGAACCAGUGUUCAGUUUUAAUUGUGCAGAUGAAAAAGGAGAAGAAUGUGGUUUCUACAGAUGAAAACAUUAAGAACGUGCACAUGUCCCCAGUCUAACCAGUGAAGGGGUUUAAAAGAGGGAGCACAUAUCAUAUCAGACAUUUCAGUGCUUUAAAUAUAUAGUGUUUAAUAUCAAUCAUCAUAAAUCUUUCAAAUAAAUAGAUGAUGAUUUAGUGAAGAGAUCAGUUAUGAGGAUAUAUAAAUGAUACCAGUCAAUAAUACUUUUAUAUAGAGAGCUUUUCUAGAUGUUUACUGUUGCUGUGUGAUGUUCUGGAUGCGUUUCGCAGUGUGUCACAGAAAACAGUCUUCAAAUCAUACAAAUCCAAAAAUCUGCUUUAUACUUGAAGUCCCACGUGGAUUUUUUCAUGUUUUCAAUCAAUAAUCCUCUUUUGAGUGUCUUAGAACUUGGAUUGUUACACUGACUCAUUUCCAAAGUGUCUUCCAACAUUUUGAAACCAUUUUGUAACUUUAAUAUAUAUUUUCAGCGUAACUGACACGAGGAAGACAUUUUACUUUCUCCAAGAAAAAUUCACUUUUUAUACAUGUCCGAGUAAGAGGAGUGAUUCGUUGCCAAAUAUUCCGGGGGAACAUAUUUGUCUAUUUUCUUGUUCUUGAAAAGGGGAGUUUGUGUUUUGAAGACAUUGCGACACGACUGCCGUAUCAUGCACUUUUGAAAAGGGCUUAUUUUUUCUGUUUUUCUCGGUCUGCAUCCCAGAAGCCUUUGUGCCAGUCGAUGAAUGGUUUUCUUUUCCUGUGCAUCUAGUGAGUGUUUAGACGUUUACAGCUGGAUUUACCAGAGAGAAGAUCAAACUCUCUGACUUAACCUGUGAAUGAUUGUUGGCAAUGUUUUAUUUUACCUACUAAGCAUUUAUGAUAGAAUGGAUUCAUGACUGUGGACGAAUAAAUAAGGAUUGUGUGAUAA